UACCGUCGGUUGCGUUGCCACUGCUAGAGCGCCGUGGGUGGGAGUCUCUGCGGCCCUCGAGAGAGCCGGAGUGAGUGAAGACUACCCGAAAGAACGGUGCUCCACUCAGUCUGUCCGCGGUCGUCCGUCAAGCAUCCAUCCGGCGCUCACUCCCUCCCGCUCGUCCUUGCCAGUCGCGUCUCGAGGGCCUCGUGGAACGCACAUGUCGUCGGCUGCUCGUGCAGCUGCUACCGGCUAAACUCGGCCGUCCCCGUAAUAACGUUAAUAUAGAUUCACCGAUCGUCGGUCCCGAUAUCGCGGUGUCGCGCGUGUGCACCCCAUCCACCUCGAGGACUUCUCUGCGAUCGGUUCUCAUAUAUGAAAGUGACUCGACACGGUGACGGAGUGUUCGCAGUGCGUUGCUCAUCGGUGACACGUCGAUCCGGUGGAUGAGAUGCGGUUGACGAGGUUUCUCUGGUGCCUCAUCGGCCUGCUCGCGGUGGAGCUGCCGAUUUGGCACUUCGCCGACGGCUUCAACGUCGAGACGAAACACUACGCGGUGUAUCGCAAGGAGGAGAGAUCCAUGUUCGGUUUCGCCGUGUCGGCUUAUCGUGACAGAUACGGCCGCGGAUGGGCGGUGGUGGGUGCACCAGCGGCCGAGACUGCGCAAACCGACGUCUACCGCGGAGGCGCAGUUUACAAAUGCGACAUCGCCGCUGACGACAGAUGUAACGUAAUUCACUUCGACGAUAAAGGACAAAACUAUGUGAAAAAUCCACAUGUGAUUAGCGGUUUGAGUCCUAUCGAUAACAAGACGUUGCAGUGGUUUGGCGCCACUGUUUCAGCCUCGAGAAGAGAUGGAGGUCCGAUUAUGGCAUGCGCACCCAGGUAUACCUGGUUCUCCAUGCAACAGCCGAAGUACGACCCCGAUAAGAUGCCCAAGGAAUCCGUGGCGGGCAGCAGAAUAGAACCAGUGGGUACUUGCUGGGUUGCCCUCAACAAUUUCAACGAGUCGCGCGAGUUCUCCCCUUGUCGCUCAAGGUUUUGGGGCUAUCACAGGCAAGGUUACUGUCAAGCUGGCUUAGCAGGCGCGAUAUCUAAGAAUGACGAAAGAGUCUUCAUAGGCGCACCGGGGAGCUGGUACUGGCAAGGUCAGAUAUACUCGAUCGCCACCGACAUGAGGUUGAAGUUCGUGGCGUCGAUGUUGUUCAUCUCCGAGGCCGAAGUAUCAGGACAAGCGGUUUCGCAGCCCCUGACCAAUGACUCGAAGAUCAUGUCCACCAAAGAGGGCCCCGCGGAGGAGGACGACAGCUACUUGGGUUACUCCGUCGCGUCGGGAGAUUUCGUCGGGAACGGCGACAGCAGCAUGGCGGUCGGGGUCCCGCGCGGCUCCCAUCUCCUCGGCAAGGUCAUACUUCUCACGUCGAACAUGACGAAUCCGCAAAACAUCAGCGGCGAACAAAUGGGCGCAUACUUCGGCUAUGCCUUGGCUUCCGGCGACAUAGACGGAGACGGGUUGGACGACCUGAUAGUCGGUGCGCCCAUGUAUACGGUCCCGGACAACCCGGAAAUGACCAUCGAGACCGGAAGGGUUUACGUGAUGUAUCAGGGCAGUGACGCGAGGAAGUUCCGUAAAUUCGACACGAGAGACGGCAAAAGCAACCGCGGACGUUUCGGCUUGUCGUUGGCCUCUCUCGGGGAUAUCGACCGUGACGGUUACGGUGACUUCGUCGUCGGCGCGCCCUACGGUGGCCCGAAUGGUCGUGGCACCGUCUGGAUUUUCUACGGCUCGCGGGCCGGCGUGUUGGAGCAUACCCAGGUGAUCCACGCGGAGGACCUGGACAACCCGGUGCAGACCUUCGGAUUUUCGGUGGCCGGCGGCCUCGAUCUAGACGGCAAUGUCUACCCGGACCUGGUGGUCGGCGCGUACGAGUCAGCGUCGGCGAUGUUCUUCAGGGCACGACCGGUCAUCAAGAUGGACUCGUACGUGACCUUCAGCUCGGAGUCCAAGCUGAUCUCCUUGGACAUCAAGAACUGCACGCUUUCGGACGACACCAGAGUCACGUGUCUUCCGCUCAGGGCUUGCUUCAGGUACACGGGAGAGGGGGUCCUCUCGAGGCACAAUUUCAACGUGCAAUACGUGCUGGACGUGAAGAAAACGAAGAAUCCGAGGAUGUUUUUCCUGGAGUUGGAGGGCAAGAACAGCAUGAACCAUACGAUCUCGGUGGAUCGUGAUCGGCAGUUUUGUCGCACAGUUCAAGUCUACGUGACUCCUAAUAUCCGCGACAAGCUGACGUCGUUGGACGCCGAGAUGCGCAUGAGUCUGGAGGAAGAACGGAUCCCGGACAGCCGCCGUCGCGAUCCCAGAUUGCCGCUGAGACCGGUCCUCGGUGCGACGACCUCCAGAAAGGACACGCUCUCCAUCAGGAAGAACUGCGGCCCCGACAACAUCUGCAUACCCGACCUGAGGCUGAGCGUGAAGCCGAACGUCGGCAAAUACUUACUAGGAUCCGGUAAACGGCUGGAACUCGAAGUCUUGGUUCAGAACAUGGGCGAGGACGCGUUCGAGUCGACGUACAACUUGCAGCUGCCGACCGGUAUCGAUUACAUCAAGAUCGAGCGUAUCGAGACCCUGGAGAUACCCGUUCACUGUUCCGCGCCGAAACAAUCGAACAACAAUACCCUGCGUUGCGACAUCGGCAACCCGCUGCCGCAAAACAAGCUGGUGAAGUUCAAGGUGCUGCUCCAGCCUGUCACGUCCCACGGGAUGAAGCCCGUCUACGAAUUCCACAUGCACGUCAACAGCACGAACCCUGAAAACUCGCACACCCUCGCGGACAACAAACACAUUUUGUCAAUGCCGAUCUGGAUAGAGACUGAUUUGCGUGUGGAAGGCGAGAGCAAGCCCAAGGACCUUUACUACAACCCUGACAAUUACACCGCCGCGAAUAUCACGACGGAACUCGAAUUCGGGCCGGCGGUCACGUAUAAUUACACGAUACUCAACCAAGGCCCGUCGGACAUCAUUGAGGCCGAGGCAUUCCUCGUGUGGCCCGCGCAGACUCUGUCUAACAAGGAGCUGCUGUACUUGUUGGAACAGCCGGAGACUACGGGACCGAUCGCCUGCGAGUCCGCCAACGCGAAUUAUCUCAGCUUGAAGUUGGACCAGCGUAGAAGGGCUCACUUGAACUACCUCGACUAUUCCGGUGUGAUACUGGACGAGUCGCGAUCAGGUAAGACGAUCAACGUGCAGAGAGGUUUUGCGGUGGACCGCAGCAAAGUGAGCCAGAAGGAAGAGGCCGAGAUCAACAGCGGCGACAGCUCGAAUAUCCAAAAGUCGCGGCACUCGUCCUCAUCGUCCUCCUCGUCGUCGUCCUCCUCGAGCACGGCCACGGAGACCAGGAGAAUUCAACUGAAUUCACAGGGACAGAGGCCGGAAGUGCUCACCACGACGUACCUGGGCACCUCUUCCGAGGCCAGCCCAGCGAUCGGCAUCACCGGUGGCUUAUCCACAACUUCGCACGGAGGCUUCCGCGCGACCGAAGCGCCCUUCGACUCGAGAUUACGAGGCAGCAUCGGCCACGAGGCAACCUAUGAGACUCGCGUGAACCACACGGCCGGGGUGGCGGGUCGCUGGGACGAAGGCAGCCGAGUGGAAGACGAACAUGCGAUCUCGUCCUCGGGGAGUUCCUUUUCCAUCAUGACCGAGAGCGAGAGGCGGUACCAGGAACUGCUGCGGCAGCAGGAGAAGGCUCGCGUGGAGGAAGAAGCGCGCCAGAGGAAGCUGCAGGAAGAGAAAGAACGUGCUCUGCUUAUGCAACGUCAACGAGAGGAGGCGGAGCGGCGUCAGCAGCAGGAGGAGGAUCGACGUCGGCAAGAGGAAGAGCGGCGCCAGUCGGAGGUGGAGCGGCAGCGACAAGAGGAGGAGCGCUAUCGGAAGCAAGAGCAACAACGGCGGCAAAAAGAAGAGGAGCAACGACGACGGCAGGAGGAGGAUGAGGAGGAGCGACGUCUGCAGGGUGAGAGGGAACAUAGAUACGACGAGGAGAGGCGCUACGGCGCGUCCUCCGGUGGUUUUCACCGCACCACAGAGGGUGACUUCAUCAGCGGCGACCGCGAGGAAACGGUCGCCGGAGGGCGAGAUUUCGGUUCCCAUUUGCAGAAUGUCAGCUCCACUCAGGAGCUGGAACGGCUGUUCGGCACGUUGUCGAAGGCGGACUCGUCCAGCUACCAGGUGUACAACAGGCAGGGCCAACAGUACGUGCAGUUCAAGGCGAGGUUCCGCACGUCCGCCGACAGGAAGGAAUACAUAGAAUUCCAAGACGGCUCCAUGUUCCCGCUGCAAGACCGUUACGGGGCGCAGAGCUACGUCUCGGAAUCCGUAGAACCACGCGACAGUCGAUUCCUCAGGAUAGAAGGUCGGUUGCUCAUCGAGUCGGGUGACAAAGGUUACAUCGUGCUGAAGGACGGCCGGAGAUUCCCCCUUCAGGGCUCUUACACGUACACGGAGGAGAGGACGUACACUUUGCACGGUCCGCACGGGGGUGGUUAUCACAGUGGUGACAACACGGACAAUCAAGGUCAAAGGAGUUAUGAGCAAUCUUGGGGUGAGGAGUCGUCCAGUCGCGGUUUAACGUCAGACGGCGGCUACGAGAGCAGCUACAACACGCGCACACACGAAGAGAAGCGAACGGAGGAGAGGACCAGCCAGACCAAAGUCUACGGGAGGAACAACGAGCGGUUCAACGACGAAUUCCUGACGGACAGACCGGAACCCGGCCGUCCGAGCUCGAGGUACAGGCGCGAGAGCGACAUGGUCGACGUGCGAGAGUUCAAGGAAUUCGAACGGCUCCGCAGACACCGACGGGAGGUCGACGAUUACCUGGACGAUGAAGCCUUCGAGAACGACUACAUGAACAACAGAGAGAUCGAGAACGACUACUACCAGGACGAGCGGAAGCCGCAGGAGCCGGAGUCGCUCUGCGGCAUGGCGAACUGUGUGAAGCUACGAUGCGUGCUGGGCCCCUUGAAGAAGGACCAACAGGUCUCAAUCAGCGCGAGGUUCCGUGUGGACGCCCGGACCCUGAAAGAGAUAGCCUUCCGGGAGAAAGUGAGAGUGUCGACGAAGCUGGUGGCGCACGUCACGAAGCAACCGUUCAUCGGUACACCCGCCGUGAAGGUGAUCCGGAGCGACGAGGUUGUUACGAACGUUGAACCCAGCGCGCCACCUUCCGUUCCAGAGGUCGUCCCGCUGUGGGUUGUGGUCCUGUCGGCCUGCGCCGGAGCGAUAAUCCUCUUGCUGCUGAUAUUCUUACUCUACAAGUGCGGCUUCUUCAAGAGGAACAGACCCUCCGACGCUCCAGAGAGGCAACCGCUGAACAGAAACGGCCAUUUCCAGCAAGGCGAGGAGCAUUAAGAUAGAAGUGAAGACAGGAGGAAAGAGAGACAGCGAGAGAGAGAGAGAGAGAGAGAGAGAGAGCUCCGUUUUCUGUUCGGUCGAAGCUUUCGACACUUCGGCCACACCCGGUCGAAUUGUAGACGAAUUGAAAACCUCGGCUACGCGAGCACAAGUGCCUUGGUCUUCGGACAAUCGAGGGGACGAGCACGUUGCGUGAAUGCAAUUCGCGGAUGCGGUCGCGACGUUCCCUCGCGAGCACACUUAGCGUUCACGGUGCCUUAAAUCCGAACGGCAACCGAGUGCUUCGCUAAGGUGCUGCAUUGAAACGGUUCUGAGCGACGGUCGCUACUCGUCACUCGUAUACUGCCACUGAAUACUCCUUCCAGCUCCUGCAGCUCGACCACGCAAGUUUCUAGUCAGGAGACGUUCUUCUUCUUCUUCUUCUUCUAUUUUUUUUUUUUUUCGUUUGUUUCUUACCGUUGUGUAAUUUACUUAAGCCACGCGUAUAGUUGGCAGAUACGAACGAAUAUCUCGGCAUUCUGAUAAAUCGUAUCUUCGUUGUAUAUAAGUACAUAAGUGUAUAACGUACACGUUAUUUUUUUGUACCGUUAUCCGCGGCUGGAGCGCCUUGGUGCGCGCGCGCGUCUCUCGUCGCUUCCGCUGGCGUCCGCUGCCUUUUUACGGUAAAUUAGCGUUAUUCUUCUGUCCGCGCACGAUCGGCACGAUCUCGAAAAGGAUCUCGUAUCUCGCCGAUGACACCAGCGGAACUCGCUUCGGAAUGUCAGAAACGUCAAUCGGUGAGUCUUCUGUUGCGACCCCCCUUUCACACGAGACACUCUACGGUCGGACGUUGUGUAAUCUGAAUUAAGGUGAUACACAAUGUCCAAAUAAAAAUGUAAGAAUGUGCUGAGCCUGCAAGCGAUUUUCAGAUGUCUUUUGCAUCUUCACAUAUUAUUCGGACAUUAUUGGCACAACGUCUUGUUAGCGGCAUAUCAAACGUUCAUCCUGCUAAUUGUUCCGUUUGAAAGGGGACUGAAUCUCUCUCGGAAGCAGCCUCGAAAGCACGGGAUUUCUUGAUUAUUUAUUAAAUUUCUAUGAUAUAUAUAUAUAUAUAUAUAUCUGUAUAUAAUAUAUAUCUUAUA
Messenger RNA from Dinoponera quadriceps, 6519 nucleotides. RefSeq names its product integrin alpha-PS2 (gene if). The coding region runs from base 434 to 5395 and encodes 1653 amino acids. NCBI's taxonomy places the organism in Eukaryota, Metazoa, Arthropoda, Insecta, Hymenoptera, Formicidae. Gene Ontology annotation, molecular function: integrin binding. The record is from RefSeq and is a predicted model, not a curated record. Gene Ontology annotation, biological process: cell-matrix adhesion; cell adhesion mediated by integrin; integrin-mediated signaling pathway. Gene Ontology annotation, cellular component: integrin complex; external side of plasma membrane. The transcript has 14 exons.